Macrosiphum euphorbiae (potato aphid) is the source of this 2091-nucleotide messenger RNA. Lineage: Eukaryota; Metazoa; Arthropoda; Insecta; Hemiptera; Aphididae. The record is from the annotation of a GenBank genome assembly.
AUGGCCAAUAUAUACCUACCUUAUUUGAAGUUCUUCAAAGAUCCGUUGCUCAUAAAAGCUGAACUUAUUUACGCUUUACAAGAAUCCAGGGACAGAUGUCUUCACCAAAGUACAAAAUUUCUUUCAGAAUUGAUGAUGACUUUAAAAAAUAUACCUCCAUAUUUUGAAUUUGAAAAUGAAAAUAAUGAAUUUAUACGUUUCGAGUUAGAACCAGCUUUCACCAAUUUAGAAGAUUAUUUGGUGUAUUUUAAGGCACGUGCAUAUUAUGAUCUGGAAGAUUAUCCCAGCUGCGCACACAUAGCAAAACAUACAAAUAACAGCAAAUCUAUGUUUUUGCAUUAUAUGGCUAGAUAUUUAAGUAUGCAUAAUGAAUGUAUUUAUGAGCGUACUAAUUUAUUUGAUUCGUUUAAACCAAUAAAUAUGCGAGCAUAUAUGGAACUAUUAGAUGAACUAUUAAUACUGAAUGUAUAUGGCAGUGAAGAUGAUUCUGAUGAAGAAUCUGAAGAUGAACCACAACAAGAGGCAUCCGAUCUUGACGUUGUUAAUCGAAAACAUUCUAUACAAGAAGAUGAUUCCACUCCUAAAGGAAGGCGAUGCAGUAGGCGACCUCGUAGUUUAAGAAUUGAAAAAGCUACCACAACUACUUUAGGAAAGAAAAACAAAAUUACCAAACGCAACAACACCGCCAAAAAAGUCAAAGUUACAGCAUUAGCGACUCAAUCUGAAAAUAAUAUGUCAUCUGGUGAUCACAAAGAGACUAGGAUUAAACGCGAAGACCCAUAUUUGUUAUGGCUCACAGCUGUUAUGUUAAAAAGAAUAGAUCGAUGUGAUGAAGCUGUAGAUAUAUUGGUCAGAGCAAUACAAAUUCAACCUUGUUAUUGGGGUGCGUGGAUAGAGCUAUCAACACUAGUUAAGGACUUACAUAUGCUUGAUGCUUUGAACUUACGACUUAAUGAAAGCAAAGAACAUCAUUGGAUGCAUCUUCUUUUUAUUGCACAUAUGUAUAUUGAUUUUCAAAUAACUGACCGAGCACUAAAUAUAUACAAUGAUAUUUGGAAGCUGGGCCAUACUGUUUUUCAAGAUUGGCCGUAUAUGCAAGCUCAAUUAGCUAUUGCCCAUCAUAACAAGCGCGAAAUUGCAACUGCAAUAGUAUCAUUCAAAACUGUUAUGGAAAUGGAUCCAUUCAGGAUAGAUAAUUUAGAUCUAUUAUCAAAUCUUAUGUAUGUCUGUACUAGUCCUGACGAACUCGUAGUUUUAUCCAAAUAUGUAGCCUCUAUCGACCGUUACCGUCAAGAAACAUUAUGUGUCCUUGGGAAUAUGUAUAGCUUAAAAUGUGAUCAUGCCAAAUCAGUUUUAUAUUUUAAAAAAGCUGUGAGAAUUAAUCCAUUUAAUGUAACUGCUUGGACUUUAUUGGGGCAUGAGUACAUUGAAAUGAAAAACUCUUAUGCUGCCAUCAUCUCAUAUCGACAAGCUUUAAAAAUAAAUAUAAGAGAUUACAGAGCUUGGUAUGGUCUAGGCCAAAUUUACGAACUAGUGAAGUUGCCGAAUUAUGCAUUGUUCUAUUUUACACAUGCACGUGACUUAAGGCCUAGAGAUUAUCGUAUGCUAGUAUCUUUAGGAGAAAUGUUUGAACGUGCUGAUCGUAUUUUUGAAUCAAUGGCUUGCUUCUAUAAAGCCUUAUUUUACGAUACUGAUGGAACAAUAAUGCUAAAACUCGCAAAAUUUUAUGAUAAAUAUGGAGAUUGCAGUAAUGAAUUAACCCGUGAACAUUUUAAUAUGAUGAAUAGAAGAGCUUUAAAAAUUGGAAUUAGGAAUAGAACUACUAUUGAGUUGAACUUGAUAUUAAGCAAAAUAUAUUUGUACUUGGGACAUUAUUAUAUGGAUCUACAUUAUUAUGAUCGAGCUAUUUCUUUGGCUGGAAAAUGUCGUGAUUUGUGGAAGGAACCGGAGACAAUUGCUUGUCAAUCCUUAGGAGUGACAGAACAUGUUACUGCUCUAUUAGCUGAGAUUGAAGCUAGAGCCGGAUCCGAUAGCUCUCUCGCCCCAACACCUAGUGCCAUUAAAGCACGCAGAUUUUUGUUUGCACUUUAA